Messenger RNA from Daldinia childiae, 1071 nucleotides. RefSeq names its product Acyl-coenzyme A:6-aminopenicillanic-acid-acyltransferase 40 kDa form. NCBI's taxonomy places the organism in Eukaryota, Fungi, Ascomycota, Sordariomycetes, Xylariales, Hypoxylaceae. The coding region runs from base 1 to 1071 and encodes 356 amino acids. The transcript has 2 exons. The record is from RefSeq and is a predicted model, not a curated record.
AUGCUCGAAAUCCGGUGCAGCGGAACCCCUUACGAGAUUGGGUUCACCCAUGGUCAGUUAGCCAAGGAGAAGAUAUUAGGGUCUAUCGAUUUCUAUAAACAGCUGUUUUGGGAGUCUUGUUCGAUGACCUGGGAAGAAGUCCUACAAGAAGCGUCAAAAUAUCAUGAUAUCCUAAAGAAGAUCGCAGCGCGGUACCUUGUGGAAAUUGGCGGCAUUGCCGACGGGGCGCACAUACCGUUUCUAGAUAUCUUAGCGUUGAAUAUACGAUCCGAGAUAACGUUCGGUCUCUUCUCUGACACAUCCAACGGGAUCACGGAUAUCCCAAGCGACGGCUGUACGAGCUUAGGUUGGUCAGCCAGGUCAAAGUCCUUCAUUGGUCAGAACUGGGACUGGCGGAUAGAACAAGGUCCAAAUCUCAUAAUAUGCCACAUAUCACAUCCAGAUACAGAAAUCCCGGAUAUCGCCAUGGUGACCGAAGCUGGUAUUAUAGGGAAAAUAGGACUUAAUUCAAAAGGUGUUGGUUGCUGCUUGAAUGCGAUUCGCUGCCACGGUCUUGAUCGAUCUAAGUUACCUAUACAUUUCGCCCUUCGCGCCGUACUAGAAUCAGGAUCUCGAGAGGAAGCAGUGAUAUUAAUCAAGUCUUCUGGCGUCGCUGGAGGUGGGCACAUCUUGGUAGGAGAUGCGACAGGCUCGGUGGGCCUUGAGUGUACAAGCCGCUGGGUGAAGGAGUUAUCGAUGGAUGACAACGGGCGGGUAUGCCAUACGAAUCAUCUUCUUCUUGAUAAGUCAGGUAUCGACGAACCGUUGUGGCUAGAAGACUCCCCUUGGCGUCUAUCCCGAAUCCGAGAGCUCGCUACUAAAAUAUCCGAGCCGACUCUUGAUACAAUCUUUGAAAUUUUCAAGGAUACUAAGGAUUAUCCAGCUUCUAUCAAUAGGAAACAGGAGGUGGAUUCCAAGGCCCAGACUCUGUUCACGAUUGUCAUGGAUUUAACAAGCAAGUACGCCCAGGUCACGGUUGGGAGACCUACCGAGUACAGCGAACGACGAUUUCUGAGAUUUGUAGAUGGCUAA